Sodiomyces alkalinus F11 is the source of this 405-nucleotide messenger RNA. RefSeq lists its product as hypothetical. The coding region runs from base 1 to 405 and encodes 134 amino acids. The record is from RefSeq and is a predicted model, not a curated record. NCBI's taxonomy places the organism in Eukaryota, Fungi, Ascomycota, Sordariomycetes, Glomerellales, Plectosphaerellaceae. The transcript is spliced from 3 exons.
AUGGCGCUAGAGCCAAAGCCCAGGACGGACCCAAUUCGGCGGGCCGAGGCGACCCCAGAUCACGUUUUGACUCCGCAAGGUCGCAGAGUCGGCAGGGAGCUUCAAAAGACUUCCAACUUACCAAGCACGAUGCCCUCCCCCUUCCACGAUCCACCAUGUGGGUCUCGCGAGAAAGAGAAGGCCUGGAUAGGCGUCGCGAAGCGAGGAUUCCGAAGUCCGUGGAAGCUUUGGAAUGAGUACUGCAAACGGUUUAAUACGAUCACCAUCCCUUUGCUCGAUGAAGACGCCUACUUCGCCGACGCCAUUUCGGCCGCAAGGCAUGCUCGGGAUUGUGACCACCUUGAGGAGCUCCUUGCCAAAAAAUUCGAAGAGCGCCGCCGGGAGCUAGAGCUUUUGGUCUCCUAA